This is a messenger RNA of Sinocyclocheilus grahami, 2197 nucleotides long. RefSeq names its product ras-related protein Rab-26-like. Gene Ontology annotation, molecular function: GTPase activity; GTP binding. Lineage: Eukaryota; Metazoa; Chordata; Actinopteri; Cypriniformes; Cyprinidae. The coding region runs from base 11 to 1171 and encodes 386 amino acids. The record is from RefSeq and is a predicted model, not a curated record. The transcript has 7 exons.
CAGUAAUUCAAUGAAAAAAUCCUCACGCAAGCAAAGACCGAGCACAUCCUCAGUGAAAUACACUGAGGGAAAACCAUCUGUCAAAAAAGAAGUUGAUAAAGAGGAAGUGACUCAGCGUUCUAACAGGAAGACCUCCUCUCUAGCAAACGGUCUCUGUUCACCCUUCAGCACAGGGGAUGAUGGGAAGCCAGAGGUGGAUGGGCGAUCUGAAAAAGUAGCUGGGGACUCAGAAGGUGUAAAUGGCAGAGUGGAUGUAGAGGAUGCACCACCGGAUGGAUGGCCUCUACGAAGAGUCAUAUCCAUCGAGGAAGAUCACCUCCCACAUCUGCUGCAAGGAGACCCUCACCUUCUCCUCCAUCAGCUAAGUGAAGAAGAAGAGUGGGGCAAAGAAGAAGGUCAGGUCAGUCUGACCAAGUCAAGCUCCCUGUACCCGUUCAAUGCAUCCCUGGCCUCUGCUGACUCUCCACCACCAGUUAGAGUGAAGAAGCUGUCUAAGAAGAAAUGGAUCAGAGGAUACAUACCCUCAUCUGCACGGGGUCAGCCAGUCGGAAAGGAGACCCUCCAGCAGGGUCCUGCAGAAAGAUCCGCUGCUUCCCCUCAGCGCCUCUUUAAGGUCAUUCUGGUGGGAAAUUCCAGCGUUGGCAAAACCGCUCUGCUGCGACGCUUCUGUGAUGGACAGUUUCAUUCGGCCACCGCAGCCACUGUGGGCAUUGACUAUAGUGUGCGGACACUGAAUUUGGGGGACAGUCAUGUGGCUCUUCAGUUAUGGGACACUGCAGGCCAAGAAAGGUAUCGCAGCAUUACCAAGCAGUUUUUCCGUAAGGCAGACGGCGUGGUGGUCAUCUAUGACAUCACAAUGGAGGACAGUUUCAGAUCAGUCCGCACCUGGCUGGCCAGCAUACUGGAGGCUGUAGGCGACCCUAUACCCGUCAUGCUCCUUGGCAACAAAUCGGACAAGGAGAAUGAGAGAGAAGUGCAGACAAAAGAGGCCAAUAUGCUAGCAGAGGAAGCAAACUUGAUGUUCUACGAGUGCAGUGCUUACACUGGAGCUAAUGUGCUGGAGGCCAUGAUUCAUCUGGCCAGGGUCCUGAGGGAGCUGGAAGACAGAGUAUGGGUAAACACGGUCAGACUGGUGGAUCAACCUUUAAAGAAGAAAGCCUGCUGCAAGUGACCACACACACACACACACACACGUAACAAAAAACACACAGGUGAAAUCACUUUAAGCUUUACGUAUCAUCGUCAAACCCCAUUAUACUCAAUGUAAAUAAUUUAAUGUUGGCUGAAAGAGGACAAAUUCACUUAUAUUUGUAUCAAACAUUAAUAGUGUAAAGUGUAAAAAGGUUUUUCAUGUCUAUUUGUCAAAGAGCAUUGUAUAUCUGUGCACAUCUGAUGUAUGUCUCCAAUUGUAGAUGAAGUAUAUUAUAGAUUCUCAGACCAGUUUAUCACCUCAUUUAAAUGAUCUUUGUACAUAUUCUAUUUGUUAACGAUACCAAUUGUCAAUCACAAUACAUUUAUUGAGAAAAUGUGUUCAGUCAAGCUGCAUGUGACCAACUUAUCCGUUAUCCUAUAAAACCAAGUGAGUGAGAGCAAAGUAAUUCAGGAGAAAAUGUGAUUGUUUGUUACUUCCCAUUUAUUUAGCAAUGCAAUAGCCUCAUUCAACCCACCUGAAGUCUUGCUAGUAUCAUGAAACCUGGAUUUCAAACGUGCCAGGAAAACCUCAUUGCAUGAACAAGAAGUGUUUCAGUUACCAUUCGCAGAGACCGUUCAGUUGACGACAACAACAUGAAGCACCGAAAUCUUCAAAUAUAUUAUUGAGGGAAGAACAUUGGCUGGAUUCAUAAUCAAAGAUGUUGAGCCUCAUUCGUUGUCUUCAUCUGAACUGCUCUGGGAUCAUUUUACACAAAAGUUGUAUGUGACAAUGACUUGACAAUUGACCAAGAACACAAAACCAAAAAUAUUCUUAAGUUAAAACUGUCACAUUAUGUUACACUAAAAUAACAGAUCUUGUAGGUCCUGUUUUUGAUAAGAAUGAUUUAAAAUAGUGUAGCUGCUCUUAGAGUACCUUUAGAAAAAUCUUAGUGAAACCUGAAUGAAUUCAAAUAAAGCAAAGGCAGAAAACAUGCCAGUGGUCACUAUAUUAAACAACUCAACACUAACCCAAUAAAUAUAACACAAUAAAAGCACUUAAAUAUAA